This is a messenger RNA of Canis lupus familiaris (dog), 1612 nucleotides long. RefSeq names its product serine rich single-pass membrane protein 1 (gene SSMEM1). Bases 764 to 1480 code for a protein of 238 amino acids. The record is from RefSeq and is a predicted model, not a curated record. Lineage: Eukaryota; Metazoa; Chordata; Mammalia; Carnivora; Canidae. The transcript is spliced from 5 exons.
UGGGAGGAAUACUCCCUAUUAGCUAGAAGCCAUUAAAGACUCUCCUCUUACAUCUUCACGCAGAGAACAUGAACUGUCUACGAUCGUCAGCAACCCUGCACUCGGGUCGUCGCAGGCCAGAGACCCCUGUUUGUGUUGCUGAUAAAGUGUAAGGAUUCAAGUUUUAUAAGGGUGAACACGCAAGGUGAGGAGGGUUGACGCGACUGGGGAGUGUGCCGUUUGCGUCCACGUGGGAUUUCUAUUUCCCUUGUUUCGCUAGGCCUCGUCUCAGACAAACAGAAGCCUCUUCCGUAUCUGGAGCUGGUGGGAGGCCUGGCCACACACACGCCACCCCCUCUGGCUGAACCCCCGACAGAUCCACGGUCGCGGAAAUCCCACGGCCCGCAUGGACUCCACGUCCAGGAAGCACAAAGAUGACCCCGAAAACGCACCAUGUUCCUCGGCCGGAAGCCGCGGGCUCGCGCCACUCUCUACUGCACAUGCGCGAAGCUAAACGGGGAGGUGAAGGCAACCGGCCGGCGGGACUACAGUCACCGGAAGAACGAACCUUCUCGCGAGAUGAGGAGGAUGGGGAAGGGACGAGAGCUUAGGAGCGUUACCAGGGAGACAGCUUUAGUGUGUGUGGCUCCCGCACUUCUGCCGGGAGAAGGCUGGGCAGCAAAAAUUCAGACCAAGUUCUGAGCCCGCAGUAAAAAGUUAGAAGUCGAAGAUCAAGUCACCAGUAGAAUUGGUUUCUCCUGAAGCCUCUUUCCUUGGCUUGAAGAUGGCCUUCUUCUAUGUCCUCACCUGGCCUUCUAUUUUGUGUCCACACACCCCUGCAGUGUUUCUUCCUCUUCUUAUAAGGACAUCAGUCAUAUUGGAUUACGGCUCUAUCUUUAUGACCUCUUUAACCUUAACUAUCUUUUUAAAGGCUUUAUCUCCGGUGAUAAUGUCAGAGAAGAAAAAAGAUGAAGACAGUGGGACCAGCACAUCAGUCAGUAAAGCAAGCAAAGAUACUUCCUAUAAGCGGCAAAGCAAAGAUGGUGACUGGGACUCUUUACAAAUGAUGAAAAAAACAAAGCAGAACCAACUUACUCCUGUAACUGAUUCAGAAGUGGCUUUGGUCAAUGCCUAUCUUGAACAAAGACGAGCCAGGCGCCAUUCUCAGUUCAGCCAGGUGAAUCAGAUCCAACAUGAUAGUGAUACUACUGAGUGUGACAGUGAAGAAUCUAACUCAGGAGCCUCCUCAUGGAAGGAGAGUGAAAGUGAACACCAUCUGUCACCAGCUAGUAUUAAGAAGAGAAAACUAGCUCAGAGGCAAAGGAAUGUGGGAAGUUACCAAAUCAGGGAAAGGCCCUGCCUCCACUGCAAAGCCAUGAGAACCAAUGAAUGGCUGACCCGCCAUUUCCUUCAAAAUGCUUCAGCAACAAACCACAUGAAGGCAGAUAUUCAAGAGGAAAAUUGUGUACCUGAAAUUAACACAAAAUUCAGUAAAUUUUGAGUUUUAUCAAGUCCUUACUUGCAGCCAGAUGAAAGAGAUGAAUAAAACACUCAAAAAAAAAAAAAAUCACCAUAGCUCUAGGUGCAGAGGCUUUUACAAUAAAGUUUAUCUACUAACAACAAAAACAUACUU